AUGUUCUGCAAGGCACACGGUGGUGGUAAACGAUGUACACACUCGGGUUGCACCAAAGGAGCAGAAGGAAGCACGCCGUUUUGUAAAGGACAUGGAGGGGGUAAAAGAUGUGCCUUUCAAGGAGGUGAUCCAUGUUCCAAGAGUGUUCAUGGCGGUACCAAUUUCUGUGUGGCUCAUGGCGGUGGUAAGAGAUGUGCGGUUCCCGAAUGCACAAAGAGUGCUAGAGGAAGGACUGAUUUCUGUGUCAGACAUGGUGGAGGAAAGAGAUGCAAGUCUGAAGGAUGUGGCAAAAGUGCUCAAGGUAGUACUGACUUUUGCAAAGCACAUGGAGGAGGGAAACGGUGUGCGUGGGGUCAGCCCGAGACUGAGUAUGCGGGACAAUCCUCUUCUGGUCCUUGUACCUCGUUUGCUCGAGGUAAGACUGGUCUUUGUGCACUCCAUAACAGUCUGGUUCAGGAUAACCGGGUCCAUGGAGGAAUGACUGUAACUUCCGAGAGCCAAGAACCGAGAGUAAGCAGCAGCGAAACAGAGAACGAGGAGGAGUUCAGCGGUUCACAAGACAUGAACAUCGAUACAAUGAAAGCAAGAAGUGCUACAGGAUCUCCGGAGACUGAUGUUGAUCUCAAUGAGUAUGAAGCAGGAUUGGGGUUAGCUCCAGAAGAAAGAGUCCAUGGUGGAAGUUUGAUGAUGGCGAUGUUGGGCAGAGAUGGUUGCUCUGGCUCUACCGAUGGGAAGGUGAGGCCAAAGAGGUGGAUGUAA
This is a messenger RNA of Camelina sativa (false flax), 759 nucleotides long. The record is from RefSeq and is a predicted model, not a curated record. Lineage: Eukaryota; Viridiplantae; Streptophyta; Magnoliopsida; Brassicales; Brassicaceae.